CAAAAUGUCUCGUCAAGAAAAGAAACAGAAAUGAAGGUACACGUGCACACGCAAUUUUGCCUCAUUUGCCUGCUGACGUUUGUCUUCCACCAAUGCAACCACUGCCACGAAGACGGGCACGAGCACCAUCAUGACGACCAUCAGAUCUCAGAGUCCACGUAUCUCCAGAACGGAAGGACGGAACCCACAUCAAACAAGGAAGCCGAAGACGCACAGAAAUACUACAUUGAAAAACUCUUUGACCACUACAGCGACAAUGGGAAAUUGUCCUUUUGGGGUCUGGAGAAGCUGCUGACGAGCCUUGGCCUUGGGGAAGUGAAAGUCGUGGAGAUCAACCACGAGGACGUAGGCCACGAUUACGUGUCUCAUCUAGAUGUCAUAGAGGUGCAAGAAGGAAGGCACUCGCACUCCCACAACCACCCUAACUCUCAUAGUCACUCAGGUUCAGAAAACCAGACUGUAAGUGACAGGUCUGCCAGGAGAUCCCAGAAGUGUGACCCCGAAAAAGAGGUCACCGAGUCGUCUUUGAAAUCUAACGGCAAACGUGCUCAUGACCAUACCCUCAGGCACCACGGGCACCACCACCACCACCCGCACCGCCAUCUUGGUCACAAUGGCAGCCACCAUUUGCAUAACGAUUCCGUAAGGGCCAGUGACCACGGGGAGCCGAGUCACGAGCCUUCCACGGAGACCAACACUACUCAAGAACAGACUGAAAAAAAACCGUGUAAGCCCAGGAAGCCUACGAAUAAGAAGAAGAGCGGCAACGCGCUGAUAGACACGACACAAGCCGUUGCUCCGGACCGUGACUCCAACGAGCAGUCCGAACACAAUCGCGUUCACAAGCAUGGCAACGCGCACCAUGCGUCCGCCUCGCACCCGCAGCUUCAAGACUGUGCUAGCGACCAUGCGGCUGCUCACGGGCAUCAGGAUCCCAGUCCAGCCAGCGGAGAUGGACAUCACCAUGCCAGAAAGCGGGAAGCCCCCCAUAAGCAGAUCAGCGUGGAAAAGCAAGAUAUCUUUUCUGCACGGAGUCACAAGGAUCAUCAUGAAGAUGAACAUCAUCACGAAGAGUGUCUAAACAUCACCCAGCUGCUGAGGCAUUAUGGUCUUCGCCCCAAUUCUCCAAUUACCCCCCGUUUGUUUACAUACCUGUGUCCCGCGUUGCUGUACCAGAUUGACAGGAGACUCUGUAUCAAACAUGACGACGAUCUGCUGAUUGAAGAGCUGAGCAAAGGAAAAAACGCAUCCCUUGAGCAUAUGGAUAAAACAGGCGCAUCAGCCUGGAUUUGUGGCAUCAUUUCUAUCACGGUCAUUAGCCUGCUGUCCUUGCUGGGGGUGAUCUUGAUCCCUAUCAUUAACCAAGGGUGCUUCAAAUUCCUUCUCACCUUCCUGGUUGCUCUGGCGGUUGGAACCAUGAGCGGAGACGCGCUGCUUCAUCUGUUGCCACAUUCGCAAGGGGUGCACAACCACAGCCACCACGAGGGCCCGGGGCACGUGCACGAGCACCAGCAUUCCCACGGCCAUUCCCACGGGCACGGAGGAGGAGCCGUCCAGAGCUUCCUGGAGGAGUACGACGCGGUGCUGAAGGGCCUGGUGGCGCUUGGCGGCAUCUACCUCCUCUUCAUCAUCGAGCACUGCCUAAGGAUGUUCAAGCACUACAACAAGCACAGGACCAAACAGAAAUGGUGUAAGAAGCAGCAGAAGGCCGAUGAGUCUCCAGUGGGGAGGAAGCUCUCGGAUCACAAGCUGAACAGGCCCGACGCCGACUGGCUUCAGCUGAAGCCCCUGGCAGGAGCAGAUGACUCCGUCCUGUCUGACGACCGACUUAAUGAAACUGAAUUAACCGACCUGGACGGUCAGCUCGACUCCAUGCCAAAGACUUUCUUGUCUAUGAAAAAGGGAAACAGCACGCUCCAUUCUUAUAUCGACAUCCCCCAAGAUGUACGGAGCAACAACCUCCCCGACGUGGAGUACGUGGGCAACCAUCGAGAAGACAAAAUUGUUGUGCGGAAACACAACCACCUCUGGCCGCACAAACAUUCCCAUCAUUCCCAUGGCCACUGCCAUUCCGGCAAAGACUUGAAAGACACCGGCAUAGCAAAUAUAGCCUGGAUGGUCAUCAUGGGGGAUGGUAUCCACAAUUUUAGCGAUGGCUUGGCCAUUGGAGCAGCAUUCAGCGCCGGCUUGACGGGAGGCAUUAGUACAUCCGUAGCAGUAUUUUGUCAUGAGCUUCCCCACGAAUUGGGGGACUUUGCUGUGCUUCUGAAAGCGGGCAUGACUGUGAAGCAGGCUAUUGUUUACAACCUCCUCUCGGCCAUGAUGGCUUACGUGGGGAUGCUGAUAGGGACGGCUGUGGGGCAGUACGCCAACAACAUCACGCUCUGGAUCUUCGCCAUCACUGCCGGCAUGUUCCUCUACGUGGCCCUGGUGGACAUGCUUCCAGAGAUGCUCCACGGCGACGGCGACAACGAAGAGCACGGCUACUGUCCGGUGGGGCAGUUCAUCCUCCAGAAUUUAGGGCUUCUCUUGGGGUUCGCCAUCAUGCUGGUGAUCGCCCUCUAUGAAGACAAAAUAGUGUUGGACAUCCAGUUUUGACCAUUCCCAGUACUCAGCUGCGAUUACCACACCAUUACCUGUACGGCUUCCAGUCCACACUGUUGUACUGUAUCCACGGCGUUCCCAGGCAGACCAGUGGCUUGCGCCGCUUACAAGCCCAGUGUUCUGGUGUCUGCGCAAACAAGCUCCUGCUUUCUCGCUCAAACAGACAAACGGGAAAGGGGCCUGACUUGAAUGUGUGGAGCAGCUUCUCAAAGGUAAGGCCCACAUCUUCAGCAGGCCGCGUCGGAAGCAGGAAAUGCGGCCACUCGUCGUUCUCCACUCGUCCACUGCAGUGUGCGGCAGAAGCCGGAGCCCCUAGUUGAGAAGGCUGUUCAUUUUUAUACUUGAGCAAAUGCUGACACGUGCUUCUCGGCGGGGCCCUGGUGGCAGACGGAAACAGUCCAUUGCCCUUGCCAGAGGCUCCUGCUUAGAGCUGGCCCCCUUCCCCCCCCCCACGCAAGAAAAAUAAAUCUGUUGGUGCAUGACUAGGAAGCACUCUGCGUGGGCUGUUUUCCAGGGUUUUUUUUUACAAAAUGCUCAUGCAUGUUGUCGUUGAUAGUCUUGCAGCAGUAUGAGCAUUUGAGAUGCUACCGAGCCUUGUGUUUGCUGUGGCCCGUGACUUCCCAGGACUCUCCUAUCAUCUGUUUUGAUCUGUGCGGAAUGGCUGUUGAGCAAAGAGAAGCUUUGUUCCCGGUCCCCACACUGGACGGCCAGUUUCCUUGCCAAUUGGCUGGGCGUUGUCACACAGGGCCCGUUAUCCUACCCCCCAGGGCACAGUGACGCUCCCUUCUGCAAGCAGCUCCGUAGCUUCACAGCGGGGAAUAGUUCUUGUCAUGCUGUACUUUGUCUUCUUUGAAGCCCACGGAGCACCAGGAACACAAGCUUCUGCAUCGAGCCCCAGAGGCCCGUGUCGUCCAAAAUGGGGGUCGGGUGGGGAAUGACAAGCUUUACGUAUUUGAUGUUAGCUCGUAGAUGUUGUUAGCAAAAUGCUGAAUAGUUAAUACUGACAAGAUUUGGGGGGGGGUUCUCUCUGGCCUUUUCCUGGAAUAGUUUUAAUACAUAACAGGGGCUUCUUGAGACCUGAACUACUGACAGGAUGUGUUGUGAGUUUGUCGCUUUGUUCCUCUCGCGGAGCAGCCGUGUUUUGAUUUCCGUGGUUGUAAUGGCCAAAUAGGUUCUCCCUUUAUAAGCGGUGAUCCAAGGAGCGCAGCAGCGCCCCUUGGAGGCGGUCCUGGUGACUGUUUACACAACUCCCUGGGAACAGUUCCAAAUGUAUCACGUUGGCAUGCCUUGCCCCCUGAGCUUAGAGUACCCAUCAGUGCUGGGAACUGGGACCAUGUUAAACGAGAGCUGCUUCCAGGACAUGCUGCGUGGGCUGUGUUUUUAAGUUUUUGUUACGUUGUAGGGAUCUUCUGGGUUUAUUCCUGUGUUAAGGGGGCGGGGGGCGCUUCUUCAGUAAUGCAGGAAUCCCAUGGUCACAGGGAAGGGGACGAUAGAGUGGUUUCCCACCUAAGCUGUCUCCUUCCUGGGAGCUGGAUGAUGCAGCCACACUGCUGUCUUCUCCUACAUGACCGGAGGGUUCCUGUGACUGUGGAAUGUUACGGGAAGGAGCCCAACCAUGGAGAGAACAUUAGGCUCUAUCCCUUAGUUUCUGGCAAGGCAGCUUUUGCCGUCUUCAUAGUGGUGCCUGUUGACCGGUAGGAUGGGCUCCGCCAAAAAGCCUUAACCUGCAGGGGGAAAGCUUUAACGUUCGUGCCAAGCAAGCGUGUAUUUCCCUGGUCCAGCUGAGUCUCCUCCGCAUGCUUGUAUUGUGAGUUCACAAGGAGAGCAAACCCUGUUCCUCUCCCAUUCUGACGUGAUGCUGAUACAGUCUUAACAGCGCUAGCAAAACACGGCGGCUGACUCCUCUCCGCUCUCCUUCUGUCUUUGUCCCGAUCUCCGUAGACAAGCUCAGCUGCAUUCUGAGUAGGUACAAAAGCUGAGCUCACGUCGCCUUGUUGGGCUCCUAAAAAAUUAAGUUGGCCAGAAAGCUGAAAGCGCCUUUCAUUCCAAGUGAUGAUCAACUUUGAGCCUGCAGUGUCAAUCCUUCCAUUUAACCGCUAUCGUCAUUCCUUUUUGACAUGACCGCCGCGACUUCCCAAUCGAGGCUUUCUUUGGUACAGUAUUAAGGAUCAGGUUGGAUCCGGUGGCGUAUCCGAGGGGGCGGGGGGCUCCCCUUCUGCCGUUGGCGAUCGCGCAGAAUUCAUUCAGACCCUUGCAGCCGUGUGAGGACCGCAUCAUCGGAUCCCGCUUCUUGGGCUUUGCCUGAUCGCCCCUUGCUGAUGGGUUUUCUAAUAAUUUCUGUUCCGAUCCAGGCAAUUCUGGGUCAAGUUUAAAUCUCGUUGAAGUUACCGGAUUCCUCUGGCUGCACAAUUAUGAUUAAA
Messenger RNA from Gekko japonicus, 5024 nucleotides. RefSeq names its product solute carrier family 39 (zinc transporter), member 10 (gene SLC39A10). The transcript has 10 exons. Gene Ontology annotation, biological process: positive regulation of B cell receptor signaling pathway; intracellular zinc ion homeostasis; zinc ion import across plasma membrane. Gene Ontology annotation, cellular component: membrane. Gene Ontology annotation, molecular function: zinc ion transmembrane transporter activity. The record is from RefSeq and is a predicted model, not a curated record. NCBI's taxonomy places the organism in Eukaryota, Metazoa, Chordata, Lepidosauria, Squamata, Gekkonidae. The coding region runs from base 31 to 2598 and encodes 855 amino acids.